CGAUAUAAGGCGGCGCCUUGCAAGAAUCCCCUCCUCGACGCAUCCUCUCCUCCCACUUGAACCAACCAUACCACCCGACGAUUCCCUGCCCUCCUCCCGCCAGGUCGCAGUGGAUAGAGCGAGCCUUUCCCCCCUUCUAGUCUUGUUCGCGAUCCGUUUUCCCUAAUCCUGUGCGACAACAACCCCACCGCAGUCUCGCCAGUUUCGGAGAGAGCCUCCCGCGGGCUUCCACCACAAUGAGGUCCGGCUCGAGGAGCUCCAUGGCCAUUGGCCUGGGCAUGAUCGCCUGGAUCUGCCUGCUGUUUUCCCCCCUCGCCUUCGUCAAGACGGCCCACGCCCAGGAGGCAGAGAGCUAUGGCACCGUUAUCGGUAUUGAUCUGGGCACCACCUACUCCUGCGUCGGUGUGAUGCAGAAGGGCAAGGUUGAGAUUCUCGUCAACGACCAAGGAAACCGUAUCACCCCCUCCUACGUUGCCUUCACCGACGACGAGAGGCUGGUUGGUGACGCCGCCAAGAACCAGGCCGCCGCGAACCCCUUCAGGACCAUCUUUGACGUCAAGCGCCUCAUCGGCCGCAAGUUCAGCGACAAGGAUGUGCAGAGCGAUAUCAAGCACUUCCCCUACAAGGUUAUCUCCAAGGGUGGAAAGCCGAUUGUUUCCGUCGAGGUCAAGGGCGAGGAGAAGCAACUGUCCCCCGAGGAGGUUUCCGCCAUGAUCCUGGGCAAGAUGAAGGAGGUCGCCGAGUCCUACUUGGGCAAGAAGGUCACCCAUGCUGUCGUCACUGUCCCCGCCUACUUCAACGACAACCAGAGGCAGGCUACCAAGGAUGCCGGCAUCAUUGCCGGUCUGAACGUUCUCCGCAUCGUCAACGAGCCCACCGCGGCCGCUAUCGCCUACGGCCUGGACAAGACCUCGGGUGAGAAGCAGAUCGUUGUGUACGAUCUGGGUGGUGGCACUUUCGAUGUCUCUCUCCUGUCGAUCGACAGCGGCGUUUUCGAGGUCCUGGCGACUGCCGGUGAUACCCACCUUGGUGGCGAGGAUUUCGACCAGCGCGUUAUCAACCACUUCGCCAAGGCGUACAACAAGAAGAACAACGUCGAUGUCACCAAGGACGCCAAGGCUAUGGGCAAGCUCAAGCGCGAGGCCGAGAAGGCGAAGCGCACGCUCUCGUCGCAGAAGUCCACCCGCAUCGAGAUCGAGUCCUUCUUCAACGGCAAGGACUUUUCCGAGACCUUGACCCAGGCCAAGUUCGAGGAGCUCAACAUCGACCUCUUCAAGAAGACCCUGAAGCCCGUCGAGCAGGUGCUUAAGGAUGCCAAGCUGAAGAAGGACGAGAUCGACGACAUCGUCCUGGUCGGCGGUUCUACCCGUAUCCCCAAGGUUCAGGCCCUGAUCAAGGAGUUUUUCAACGGCAAGACUCCUUCCAAGGGAAUCAACCCCGACGAGGCUGUUGCGUUCGGCGCCGCCGUUCAGGCUGGUGUUCUGUCCGGCGAGGAGGGUACUGAGGAAAUCGUUCUCAUGGACGUCAACCCGCUCACCCUGGGUAUCGAGACCACCGGCGGUGUCAUGACCAAGCUCAUCCCCCGCAACACACCUAUCCCUACCCGCAAGAGCCAGAUCUUCUCGACUGCCGCCGAUAACCAGCCCGUCGUCCUGAUUCAGGUCUUUGAGGGCGAGCGUUCCAUGACCAAGGACAACAACCUCCUGGGCAAGUUCGAGCUUACCGGUAUCCCGCCUGCGCCCCGUGGCCAGCCGCAGAUCGAGGUCUCCUUCGAGCUUGAUGCCAACGGUAUCCUGAAGGUGUCGGCCCAUGACAAGGGCACUGGCAACACUGAGCAGAUCACCAUCAACAACGACAAGGGCCGUCUGACCCAGGAGGAGAUCGACCGCAUGGUCAGCGAGGCUGAGAAGUAUGCCGAGGAGGACAAGGCCACCCGCGAGCGCAUCGAAGCCCGCAACGCCCUUGAGAACUACGCCUUCAGCCUCAAGACCCAGGUCAAGGAUGAAGAGGGUCUCGGUGGCAAGAUCGACGAUGAGGACAAGGAGGCUAUCUUGGACGCCGUAAAGGAGGCCACCAGCUGGCUCGACGAGCAUGGUGCGACCGCCGAGGCCGCCGACUUUGAGGAGCAGAAGGAGAAGCUGUCCAAUGUCGCCCACCCCAUCACCAGCAAGCUUUACAGCGGCGGUGCCGGCGGCUCGGAUGAGCCCAGGUCUCACGAUGAGCUAUGAGAGAUACCACAUUAGACGAAUUCCUGAUAUCCCCCCUUUCUCUCUUGUAUUGCGGAUGCAAAAAAGAAGUCUUUUAGUUGGCGCUCCAUAAAUGCGAAACAAGUAAAAUUUCAUACUCUGGGUUUUUUGUUUUUUUUACCUUGCGUCUUCACUUGCCGUUGUGUUAUCGGAGCAGGCGGCGCAGAUUUAUAUUUGUUGUCCUUGACCACGAUGAAGAAAUACAUUGAAAUUCCAUAACCGGAAAUCGCGCA
This is a messenger RNA of Gaeumannomyces tritici R3-111a-1, 2479 nucleotides long. Its product is annotated as glucose-regulated protein. The transcript has 4 exons. Gene Ontology annotation, cellular component: endoplasmic reticulum chaperone complex; nucleus; membrane. Gene Ontology annotation, biological process: protein refolding; endoplasmic reticulum unfolded protein response; cellular response to unfolded protein. NCBI's taxonomy places the organism in Eukaryota, Fungi, Ascomycota, Sordariomycetes, Magnaporthales, Magnaporthaceae. The coding region runs from base 237 to 2228 and encodes 663 amino acids. Gene Ontology annotation, molecular function: ATP binding; misfolded protein binding; ATP-dependent protein folding chaperone. The record is from RefSeq and is a predicted model, not a curated record.